CAACAGAUCUCCUCCACUUCUGCAGAGACGGAGUAUUCCUUACAGCCAUUUUUUGCGUUGACUGGACUAUGAUGAUCCCCAGCGUGCUCGCGCCUCCCGGCAUGAUGUACCCGGGUCUUUACCACCCGGCGGCCGCCCUGCCGCUCCACCACCACCAUUCCCUGCCGUCCCCCUACCACCACACACACUCCAGCUUCCUGGUGGAGGACCUGCUGCGGAUGAGCAGACCGGCGCCCUACAUGAGCCGGCCAAGCGCGCCCUCGGUGAGCGCGUCCCGGCUCACGGGGUCCGUCCCGGGCGCAGCGGAGCGCGGGAUCAUGUCGCCUCACGCCAUGACGCGCGAUACGCACUCCCCGAAAUGCUCCUCUCUACCCACCAGUAAAGACCCCACUUUUCUGAAGUUUGGAGUAAGCGCCAUUCUGGCUCCGUCACCAAAGACUGCAUCAUCUCCUCCUGCCAUGCACAUGCACUCCAAGGCCUUCGCCAUCCCUUACUUUGACGGCUCCUUCCACCACAUGUUCCGGCCCCCCUACCUCCCAGCUUCUGCCUCCGUGGUACCCAUGCCCGGGACCUUCUCCUGGCCGCUGGCCGCCAGGGGCAAGCCCAGGAGGGGGAUGCUGAGGAGGGCCGUGUUCUCAGACAUCCAGCGCAAGGCUCUGGAGAAGAUGUUCCAGAAGCAGAAGUACAUCAGCAAACCUGACAGGAAGAAGCUGGCCUCCAAGCUCGGACUGAAGGAUUCCCAGGUGAAGAUCUGGUUCCAGAACCGACGUAUGAAGUGGCGGAACUCCAAAGAGCGGGAGCUGCUCUCCUCGGGAGGUUGUCGCGAACAGACGCUUCCCACCAAGACGAACCCGCACCCGGACCUGAGCGACGUGGGCAAGAAGUCCUCCGCGGAAGAGGAGGAGGAGGAGGAAGAGGAAGAAGGCUUCCGCAGGGGGAGCGCGUCAUGUCGCUCCCCGGCCGCAGGAGAACCGGUGAACAGUGUGGGCUCCAACAUCUCCUCCCCCAGCCUUUCCAGCAAGCACUCAGACUUCUCAGACUCCGACGAGGAGGAAAUAACAGUAUCUUAAUUUAUUAUGAAAUACAAUAUAUCUAUAUAAAUAUAUGUGUAUAUAAAAACCCGUGUGUAUACCAGAUUUUUCCUGAAACGCAAAACAUAAUCGGUAUGUGCAGUAAUCCCUGGAGCCACCCAACUAAGAGCAUGCUGUUUUAACGAUGUUCCCCUUAAACAAUGUUUCCCUAUACUCCACUUCCCCUCAAACUUAACAAUAGCACCGUCCACUCCAGGUGUUGCUUCUAUUGAGAUAUUUGUUUGCUGUUUUGCACAGCUCUUUUUUGAAAACUGUACAGAUCUAUGUACAAUUUUUGUAUGGACAUUUUUAUGCCAAGAAUAUGACGUUUACUUUC
This is a messenger RNA of Gadus chalcogrammus (walleye pollock), 1407 nucleotides long. Its product is annotated as homeobox protein DBX1-A-like. Gene Ontology annotation, molecular function: DNA-binding transcription factor activity, RNA polymerase II-specific; DNA binding. Lineage: Eukaryota; Metazoa; Chordata; Actinopteri; Gadiformes; Gadidae. Gene Ontology annotation, biological process: regulation of transcription by RNA polymerase II; cell differentiation in spinal cord. The transcript has 4 exons. Bases 69 to 1070 code for a protein of 333 amino acids. The record is from RefSeq and is a predicted model, not a curated record.